UCAACAUUAAAGAUCUUUGCGCUGCCAAAGACGCUGUAACUACAUCCGGGUAACUGUGGUGACCUUGGUUAGUUGAUCAUCAUGGCGGCUAUCGUCAGGUUGAGUUCUGUGUGUCGCAGAGGAGUCAAACCUCUGUUUUAUCAAAGCACUUUGCUGGCCAGGCCGCUGGUCGUACCAUACAAACACCAGGAGCAGCCGUACCAGCUGACAGCGAGGAUUCAUUCGUCACAGGCUCUCUACGCGGGUUCUGGCUCUAAAGCUGCCUCCCUGCACUGGACAGCAGAGCGAGUACUGAGCAUCCUGCUGCUGGCCCUGGGACCUGCAGCGUAUUUUAGUCCUUCGCCGGUCAUCGACUAUUCACUGGCUGCUGCCCUGACCCUACAUGGGCACUGGGGUGUCGGGCAGGUGGUGACAGACUACGUCCACGGUGACACAAAGAUCAAGAUUGCAAACGCAGGUCUCUUCCUCUUGUCCACGGUCACCUUCGCCGGUCUUUGCUACUUCAACUACAACGAUGUAGGCAUCUGUAAAGCCAUCGCCCUGCUGUGGAGCAAAUAAACAUGACUGUGGACUGGUUAAGUUUGGAGGACCGAGACACUAGGACGGGAGAGAUCUGGUCCUGGCUGAUUGUAAAAAUAUAAGGUGUUCUAUGUAAAUUCUUAUAAAUAUAUCAUUUUGACGAUAUUACAGCGAUUCACAAGUGUGUAAUUGUAAUUAUGCCAAUCAGUUCAGGCUUGUCUAUGUGAUAAGUUCCUACUCAGUUUAAACAACAGGUGUCUGUUUUUUUUACCAUGAUGAGGGAGUUAAGCCUCUGUUGGGGUCAAUGUAGGCUGAAUAUGAGUUUGGUUUUCCUGUAGAUUUUGAUCCUUAGCUUGUCCAGUUAUUUAAAAAUGUCAACACCAAUUCUACAAAAACGACAAAUACUUACAGGGGGACAUCCAUGUUUUCACAGCAGCUACAGCUUCUUUGAAAGAAGCUGUUUGACAGCUAAUUUAUUGUUUUCUUGUAACACAUUUGUUAAAUGUUUUGAUCACACCAUGUACAUAAUACAUUUUCUUUACACCCAUCAGGAAGAACAGAGCACCACAGAUUACAUCAGUGUUUGUGUCACAGUUCUUUCUACAUGUUAACCCCAUUCACUAAUGAUUCACACACAUGCGGUCCACUUGUUUCCUGUUUUUACUCGCAACAUAGGAGUACUCUGUUUAUGACCGACAGGUGCAAACACAGUCAUAUACCUAAAGCGAGGGCUGAAACCUGCUCUAUUAGUCAUGUGUGCAGCUCUGUGGUUUAUGGGGAGAGCAGAGCAGAGUGUAUCUAAUUCUAUUUAUCUGUUUAAUCCAAGGAAACUGAGGAAAGGGUCACUGCAUCAGCCUUUUUGUGCACUGGUGCCAGAUUUGCUUGCCUCUUGCAAGCCCUACAGUAAUACAGUAUCUAUGUUGUUUCAUGUAUGAAAGUGCUUCAGAAAUACUUAAAAAUAGACAUGAGGUGAUAAAAGGCGAUGCUUAAUCUUACUGUGUUUUUCCCUUUUUUGGGGGUCUCCAAACAGAUUACAACUCUGUCAAGCAGCUGGUCUUUUUUAAAAUUGUGUUACCAGCCUGGGGAAUAUAUCUGAAAUUGAUCUGAUAGCAUUUACUCUGGAGUGAUCAGCCUUCAUUGUCAAAAUAAACAACUACAGCCCCUCAAAUGUACUGAUUUCAGCUAAAUUAUCCUAUUAAAAUGCCAACUGUGGGGCUAAGAGAACAGUGUAAUAAUCAACAUGGAAGGGUGUGUGUUUUGAAGGGUUUAGCUUCAAAGGUUGUAUUUUUUGAGUAUACUAAAAAUGCCUGAAAUGAAACCUUUUACAAACUUCAUUAUGCCACUGUGAAGGAAUACACCACUCUAAGAUUAAAGCCUAAACAUCACGUUAUGUUAUUUUCCUCUGGAUGCAUUUUUCAAACAUAAAACAAAUCCGAUACGAUGUGACUUAACUUUACAGUGAUCCUUUCUUCUUCUCAGUUUCUGUGGUUCAAUCCCAACAGAUACCCGUCUUCCGCUCUAUCAAAGGUUUGUGUAAAAGCGUAGGGAGGGGAUCUGAAGUGCAUCAUACAGUCAAGCCAUCCACCAUGCAUACACACCAGCAAAUAAAGUCUAGUGUGUACUUGUAAGGAAACCGUGUGUACUCCUCAGCAGGGUCUGCUGCAAAAUGCCGUCCUCUGCCAGUAAAAUAUCACUGAAGACAUCAAAAUAAAGACAUUUGGAACUAAUUGGGUUGUGCUGUACAUCAUAUUUAAAUUACAGACUGCUUUCACAUACAAAUACAUAUUAAAAGAAAUCAUAAAAAUGAUUGAAAAUUAAAACUUUGAAAACACACAAAAAAAUUUAAUAGCAAAGCCUUUAUUGCAGAUGCAGUUUCAUAAAAAGAAAACAAAAUGGCUUUUGAUGUCAUUCUGCUUUUGUUGAACAUUUACUUACAGCCUUAAUAGCUAUACACACAGUCCUUGCAUGCAGCUAAAUAUAAUGGCAAAAAUCAGCAUUAUAAGUUUAAGUAUUUUGCUACAUUCAAUCUGUUGUCAGUUUGUUGUCUGUUUGCUUCAUACAUGAGUUAUCCAAUUGUAAAUCUGUUUAAUAAAUGUCAUCUCCGAUUAUACGCACAAAAAGAGAUGUGGAAAGAUAAUGUUCUGUUCCUGCAGCAGCAGAAUAAAGUUGGCUUUACAGA
Molecule: messenger RNA, 2698 nt
Organism: Cheilinus undulatus (humphead wrasse)
Lineage: Eukaryota; Metazoa; Chordata; Actinopteri; Labriformes; Labridae
Product: succinate dehydrogenase [ubiquinone] cytochrome b small subunit B, mitochondrial-like
Exons: 4
Coding region: 82-558 (158 amino acids)
Biological process (GO): tricarboxylic acid cycle; mitochondrial electron transport, succinate to ubiquinone
Cellular component (GO): mitochondrial envelope; membrane
Molecular function (GO): heme binding; ubiquinone binding
Source: RefSeq, a predicted model, not a curated record